AUGGCCGUACAAAGGCUAGUGGCGGCGGCGGUGGCAGUAGCCCUGCUGUCCCUGGUCCUAAACAAUGUUGCAGCUUUCACUCCCAGCUGGGUCCUGCAAGCCCUGGAGGAUGGACGCAAGCGGAGUGUGGGGCUGUGGAGGAUGUGCCCCACUGGUGGGGAGAGGGGCCGUGAUGACCUGCAGGCUGGACGAAAAGGACAGGGGACACAGAGACAGUGCGAGGGGCUGGGAUGGGGGUCGGAAUAUGCAGGCUACCAAGAAUCCCGCAGCACUGUCAGAUUGCAGUUUGACAUGAUGCGAGCCUGUAACCUGAUGGCGACGAUGGCCCUGACUGCUGGUCAGCUGAUCUUCCUUCUAGGCCUGAUGGAGUUGCCCUUCAUCACGCAGGAAUCACAGUGGUGGGAGGAGGCCAUCGCUGCACUCUUCCAGCUAGCCAGUUUUGUGCUGGUGAUUGGGCUCGUGACCUUCUAUAGGAUCGGACCCUACACACACCUGUCCUACUCCUGUUAUAUAGACAUAGCUGCUUGUCUGCUGGCCACAUUGGCUGCAGCCAUGCUCAUAUGGAACAUUUUACACCGCCGCGAUGACUGUCUCGCUCCUCGGGUCAUAAUCAUCAGUCGCCCCCUGGCAUCACCUUUCCAUCCACGUCUGGACAAUGACUAUGUGGAGUCGCCUUGUUGAGCUUUAUAAUCCACUUCAGAGGAACAUACUACACUGACGAGACUACGCUCCAACGGUGUUAAUUCAGCGAGACGCCAACAGUUGGACUCUUUAAACAAGGCAGCAUUCCUGUGGUUCUACAGUAGCUGGACUAACAAACAUAAAUGCACAUAUAAAAUUCUAUAUUUCAUAACUCUUCUCAUCAUAAACAAAGAUACAGGAUUAUAUUGCUGCUCAGUGCACAUAUGUUUAGUUGUAAUAUGUAUCAAAGAGUCCAAAACAAAACAUAUUUAAUUGUGAUGUUUCAGUUAUUCCAUUUUGUGCAGUGAAUUAGAAGCAAAAUAUGCAAUUUAGACAAUGACCAAAGUGUAUCAUCUUGUUUAGGAAAAGAUCAAGCUGGAACUUGACCUGUUUGGGCAUUUGUGCACUUAUUAGAUGGCAAUCUAUAUUAUAAUAUAUAUACUAUAUAUACAUAUACAGUAUUAUAUUGCAAGUACUUGGAUAAUGAUUGUAGAAUUAACACUGAUGGUAAAUAAAUGGAUUCAAGUUUUAAAUGCUGAUAGAAAAUUAAUGGAUUUUCUUUAUAAAAGAUAUAAAUUAGUAAUGCAGUACAUAUAAAUAAUACCAUAAUACCUCACACUUGUUUUUAUUUUUAAAGCUUAUUAAAAUUUUAUUCAUUUAAAUAUUAACAUAGGUAGAUUAUGAUACAAAAAACAGAGGAGACUGUUCUUCUUUUAUUAGUUUUGAUUCAGCUUGUCUUGAUUGAAUUCAUUUGGAAAAAGAUCAAAUAUAUGACAUGAGGAAGUACCGUUACUCUGUGUCAUUACCUCAAAUAUAUUUCCUCUGUAAAAAGAAAAAAACUGACCUACACAUUAAUGUACAAUAACUCAUUUGAACUUUGACACAGUUUUACUCAGAUGUGAUGUACUGCGUUUUGAAGUGUACACAUUUCAGUGCCUAACCUAAUUUUCUGUGAUGCUUCCCAUAUAAAACUUUGCCUGCUUGUGGUACAUACAGUAUAAUUAAAUUAAUAUAAUAUGGUCGUAUACAGACUACUGCUAUCAUUAGAAGUAGUAUUAUCAAUAUCAUAUUUCUGCAAAGAAUUCAAGACCGUUUGUGGCUCUUUCACUCUGUCAAACAUAGGGGCACAUUAAAAUAAUAAUAAAUCAUAUAAAUUCAAUAAAUUUAUUAUUAAGUAUUGA
Molecule: messenger RNA, 1862 nt
Organism: Sphaeramia orbicularis (orbiculate cardinalfish)
Lineage: Eukaryota; Metazoa; Chordata; Actinopteri; Kurtiformes; Apogonidae
Gene: tmem204
Product: transmembrane protein 204
Exons: 3
Coding region: 1-681 (226 amino acids)
Source: RefSeq, a predicted model, not a curated record